Messenger RNA from Cordyceps fumosorosea ARSEF 2679, 2850 nucleotides. RefSeq names its product Glycoside hydrolase, family 3. Gene Ontology annotation, biological process: glucan catabolic process. Lineage: Eukaryota; Fungi; Ascomycota; Sordariomycetes; Hypocreales; Cordycipitaceae. The record is from RefSeq and is a predicted model, not a curated record. Bases 1 to 2850 code for a protein of 949 amino acids. The transcript has a single exon. Gene Ontology annotation, molecular function: beta-glucosidase activity.
AUGGCCUCUGCUGCGAAGAUAGACGACGAGGACACAUUGCUUCACAACAAGCCUCAGUAUGAUAUCUCUGAUGACUCCGGGGACUCUGAUAUCGAAUUGGAUGAGCUGGGGGAUGUCGGCACGGAUUUGCUCGCCGGCACUCGGGAUGAACCGUCCGAACAGAAGCACCGAGGCACGGAUGAGCUGGAUCACAUCUUCGCCCGGGCGCUCGCCUGGCGCGUACGCAAAAGAACCCUCAUCGUUAUUUCGGUAGUGGCGGUCCUUUUGGUGUUCGGCGCAUUGUUCGGCUGGGGAAAAUAUACACAGAAUCCUCCCGAGGGCCGGUCACCUCCAUGGUAUCCCACUCCCAAAGGAGGGACCGUUUCACAAUGGGCGGAAAGCUACGCAAAGGCUGCCAAGAUGGUCGGAAGCAUGACUUUGGCAGAAAAGGUUAACAUUACUACCGGCACCGGAUGGGCAAUGGGACUCGCGGUCGGGAAUACAGGACCAGCCAUUCACGCUGGCUUCCCGGCCUUGGCGCUGCAAGAUGGUCCCCUGGGCAUCAGAUUUGCCGACAAUUCUACCGCCUUUCCCGCAGGGAUAACAGUGGGCGCUACUUGGAACAAGGAACUGAUGUAUCUGCGUGGCCAGGCGCACGGACAAGAAGCGCGAGAGAAGGGCAUCAAUGUCCUGCUUGGCCCUUCUGUCGGCCCGCUGGGUCGCAUGCCAGCCGGUGGUCGCAAUUGGGAAGGCUUUGGACCUGAUCCAUAUCUCCAGGGCAUUGCGGCGGCAGAGACGAUCCGCGGUAUUCAAGGCGAAGGAGUCAUGGCCACCAUCAAACACUUUGUGGCGAACGAGCAGGAACAUUUCCGUCAGCCAUGGGCCUGGGGCCUGCCGCAUGCUGUGUCGUCCAACGUUGAUGAUAGAGCAAUGCACGAGCUUUACGCGUGGCCCUUUGCCAAUGCCGUCAAGGCUGGUGUUGCUAGUGUCAUGUGCUCCUACAACAUGGUCAAUAACUCCUACGCAUGCGGCAAUUCCAAAUUACUGAACGGGAUUCUGAAAGACGAGCUUGGCUUCCAAGGGUUCGUCAUGUCUGAUUGGCUUGCCCAGCAAUCUGGCGUGGCCAGCGCACUCGCAGGACUCGACAUGUCAAUGCCUGGCGAUGGAUUGGGCUGGACAGAUGGCAAGUCACUUUGGGGGCCGCACCUAUCGCGCGCCGUCCUGAAUGGCUCUCUACCAGUAUCUCGGCUAGACGAUAUGACAAUGAGAAUUGUCGCCUCGUGGUAUCAGCUCGGCCAAGACGACAAGUCCCGGUUUGACGGAAACGGCCCCAACUUCUCGUCUUGGACGAAGCACAAAAUGGGCUUCCUCAGCGACGGAAGCUCUUCCCCACAGGAAAGAGUGGAAGUGAAUAAAUAUGUCAAUGUACAGCAUAACCACUCAACUCUGGCAAAGCAAGUCGCAGUCGAAGGCACGGUGCUCCUGAAGAACUCAGGGAUCCUCCCAAUGGCCCACUCCGGGCUGCGUUCCGAGACGACGCGCAAGAGAGAGGGCAAGACCAAUAUUGGUAUUUUUGGAGAUGAUGCCGGCCCAGGGCUCGGCGCGAACUUUUGCGACGAUCGAGGUUGUAAUGAAGGGACACUCGGCUCUGGAUGGGGCAGCGGAGCUGUCGAGUUCCCUUACCUCGUGACGCCUGAGUCUGCGCUCAGGAAGGCGUUUGACUCAAGUGCUGUCAAUGUGUCGUCUUGGCUAUCGGCCAAGAAGCCAAGCAAAGAACUUCUGCAGGCAAUGGAGGUUUGCAUUGUGUUUGCCAACGCUGACGGUGGCGAAGGUUAUCUCAAGUGGACAUCAGUCGCAGGUGAUCGAAACGACUUAUUUCUGCAGAAGGAGGGAGAUGAUUUCAUCAUUGCUGUUGCCGAAGGGUGUGGCGGCGGCAAGGGCAAGACUAUUGUGGUUAUCCACUCGGUUGGGCCUGUCGUGAUGGAGCGCUGGAUUGAGCAUCCUGGCAUUGAAGCCGUUCUCUAUGCGAAUCUACCAGGGCAGGAAAGUGGCAACGCUUUGUUGGACAUCGUAUUUGGUCAUGUCUCGCCAAGCGGCAAGCUCCCUUACACUAUUGGAAAAUCUCUGGACGACUAUGGACCUGGCGGCAAAAUCAUGUAUACCCCGAAUGGUCUGGUGCCACAGCAGGACUUUACGGAAGGGCUCUACAUCGACUAUCGCCACUUCGACAAGUUUAACAUUAAGCCGCGAUUCGAAUUCGGCUUCGGACUGUCUUACACGAGCUUUAAUUACAGCAAUUUGCAAAUCACGGAAGUGAAGGCCAAGUCAAAGCUGGCAGGAGACCGACCCGCCGACGAAGCGAACCCACCGGAUCUCGGCGACAAGAUUCCGGAUGUCAGCGAAGCCAUGUUCCCAGCCGAGAUUCGCAAGCUGAAAAAGUACAUCUAUCCAUACAUUCAAUCCGAAGCGGAGAUCGAGCCGGGCGAGUAUACCUACCCCAAGGGAUACGACGUCAAGCAGCCGCCGUCGGCUGCGGGCGGCGGAGAAGGCGGCCACCCAGAGCUCUGGGAGACGCACGUAACGGUCCGCGCCGACGUUGGCAACGAAGGCGCCGUCAGCGGCAAGACCGUGCUCCAACUAUACGUGUCGUUCCCGGACACAAAGGGCGUGAGCUUCCCCGUGCGGGUGCUGCGCGGCUUCGAAAAGGUGCUGCUGGCGCUGGGCGAGUCGCGAUCGGUCGAGUUCAACCUGACGCGGAGGGACCUGAGCUACUGGGACACGACACUGCAAAACUGGGUCAUGCCCGAGGGCCAGUUUUCCAUCUCGGUGGGCGCCAGCUCGAGGGACUUGAAGCUCUCGGGUACUUGGUGA